Exserohilum turcica Et28A is the source of this 2076-nucleotide messenger RNA. RefSeq lists its product as uncharacterized. Bases 1 to 2076 code for a protein of 691 amino acids. NCBI's taxonomy places the organism in Eukaryota, Fungi, Ascomycota, Dothideomycetes, Pleosporales, Pleosporaceae. The transcript has 2 exons. Gene Ontology annotation, biological process: iron ion transport; intracellular iron ion homeostasis; copper ion import. Gene Ontology annotation, cellular component: plasma membrane. Gene Ontology annotation, molecular function: ferric-chelate reductase activity. The record is from RefSeq and is a predicted model, not a curated record.
AUGGGCCACAUGGGCAGCGGACUGCCUGCCCUCGGGGAUUUCCCAGGCUUCUACUACGCAGUCGUGGGCAGCGCCGUCGGCGUUGCGGCCCUCGUCAACGUAUACAACUAUCUGCUAUAUCGACAAAGACUGGCGGCAGCAGCACAAGCAGCGCCAACACCCGCCAAGCCGACCUCUUGGUUCGCUCUGGGGAACGCGACAGCAUAUGCCUUGGCACGGGAAGCCUCCAACUAUUCAGUACGGAUCCCAGUCAGAGACCGGAUCAUCAAGUUCCCCACAAUCGGCCGCACGUCACUGAUCUUGGCAAACAUCGUUGUCCUGGUCGUGCUGUGUCUCUACGGACUGGAUCUCGAAAGCCAGCUCAACCGAGAGACUGUCGGGUUUCGCUGUGGCAUCGUCACCCUCUCACAAGUCCCCAUUAUUGUCUUGCUGGCAGGCAAAAACAACAUCGUUGGCUAUCUUAGUGGCAUAAGCUACGAACGGAUCAACUGGAUACAUCGAUGGUGCGCUCGAUGUAUGCUCCUCACGGCAACCAUGCACAUGGGCUACUUUCUCAGUGCAUGGGCGCCCUACGACUACAUUGGCUAUCAGAUCAAGAACAACGAGUUUGUAUGGAAGGGGCUCGGUGCCUAUUGCACCUUGGUCUGGAUUGUCUUUAGCUCCCUAGCACCCAUCCGGGGAUGGAGCUACGAGGUUUUCGUCAUCCAACACAUUGUCUCUUUUGCCGUUUUCAUUUUCUUCGUCUACAUCCAUAGUCCUAUCAACAGGCGAGGCUAUGUCUGGGCACCGAUUGCCAUUUUCCUCUUUGAUCGCGUCUUCCGCGCGGUGCGCCUUUUAUACAUCAACCUCUCCCUCUUCCACCCUUCGCAACGUAAACAUGGCCAGAUGAAAGGCCUAUGGGCGUGCAAAGCCGAGUUUACACCUCUUCCGAAUAACACGACGCGAAUAGUUGUCCGAAACCCACCCAUUAGCUGGACCCCUGGCCAACACGUAUACCUAUCCUGUCAUUCAGUCGUGCCCUUACAAAGCCAUCCUUUCACCAUCGCCUCGAUACCGGAAGAUGGGAAGAUGGAGUUUUUUGUCAAGGCUGAAAAAGGUGGAACGAAGCAGUUUUACAAACACGCCGAAAAAUCAGGCAGAUCACCCGAACCGUUAGCAAAGUACAGGCCCAUCACCAUCGAAGGUCCCUACGGCAUUCUGCGGCCACUUCGACAGUUUGACAGUGUCGUUCUUUUGGCCGGCAGCACUGGAUGCACGUUUACUAUGCCGCUGCUUCGCGAUCUCAUACACGGCUGGCACGAAAAAGCCAACGGUACAUCUAGCAAAAAGUCGAUCCUGUGGGCCCCAAGUGGUAGCGUUACGCGGCACAUCCGCUUCGUCUGGGUUGUAAAAAGCAGCGGUCAACUCAGCUGGUUCUCUGAAAAACUGUCUUCCAUCUACACGGAAUUCCAAGGCCUCCAAGAAAGGCUGCGAGACAUCAAGCUCGAAAUGAGCGUCUACAUCACCUGCGACCCGGCCUUCACCGACGGCCACAAAUCAGGCGUCACCACCAACGCGGCAACCGCCUCCAACGACGCCAUCCGCGAAAUCAAGCACAGCAGAAUCACAAGCAUAGACUCGGACGACGGCCGCCCGUGCACACCGCAAAACGCCCUCUCAGCAUCAGCAUGCUGCUGCCGCAGCCCCAUUUCAGAAUUCCAGCCCCUCACCCGCAGACAAGUAUGUCACUGCGCCGCCACCUCGGCACCCCAGCAAGCCUCACCUGCGUCGGGGAUAUCCAAAUCCAAAUCCCGGCCUACGUCUCGACCACAUGUCACGGCUGACACACGGCCGGCCAGCCACGACUUGGCGGUUCACCCCUCCAUUGCCAUCUUGGCGGGUCGCCCCGAGAUCCGCAAUCUCGUGCGCCGGUCGCUGGAGCAGGCGUGGGGCGAGAGCGCCGUUGUGGCGUGUGGACCGCUGAGCCUGGUUGCAGAUGUCAAGCACCAUGUUGUGGCGCUGAGUGAUGAGAGGGCGGUGCACAAGGGGACGGGGGCUCAAGGUAUUUAUCUUCACACGGAGAGCUUUGGGUGGUAA